CGCUACUGAAAGGCUUGCCCGUACAAUUGCUCUCAGCUCCACUGCCAGUCGCAAAGGUAAUUUGAGUGCACCAUCAUAACCGUAGGAUGUUGGAUCAUAGCUCCUCUUCGAGCGACGUCGAGAGUGAUUUUGGUGCUCCCCGAUAUAUCAACAAUCUAUACAUAGGAACGAGCUCCUUGUUGAAUGACCUCUCAGCGGAAGUCCUACAACUCAUCUUCGACCGGGCUGUCGCGCCAUCGUUCUUGAUCAGCCCGCGCUACGCCAUCUGCGAGGAUCCAUGGCUCAAAGCCAUGGAGAUGAAGACAACCCUACCUCUUGUCUGCCACUCCUGGUACAAUGCCUCCAUUGGAAUACUCUACGCCGACAUCGGUUUGCGCAGCGUCGGGCAAGUGGCCGCGCUGGCCGAUACGAUAGAAAAGGCGCCGACUCUCGCACCGCUGAUCAAGUCGCUCGCCUUCGCCUGCUAUGUCGCGAAGCACCACGAAGCGGCGUACACGCACGAUGCGGGCCUGCUCUUGCAGAUGUGCAAGAACUUAUGGCGCGUAUCCUUCAUCGCGUACAAUAAUCUCGACCUUGGGCUGCUGCUCCCCCUCCUGCAUCCGGACGUCCCAGAUAAUGCGCACAUCACCCAUCUGGACGUCGAUAUCCACCCGGGGUGCGAGGUCUUCAUCAACGGAAACCUCGAGAUGCACAACGCGCCGCUCUUCGCAACCCUGCGCGUGGAUCCGCGCACGAUCGUCGACCUCGCCGCGCAGCUCGUCGAGCUGAGGCUGCCGCUCAUCGAAGAGAGCGCACAGCAGGUUGAGCUGCACUUCCCCGUCCUUCGCACGUUCAGCUGCGAGGUGAACAAGUGGGGCAGGUCAUCGUUCACCUAUCUCGCGCGCGGGUGGCGGAUGCCGGUGCUGGAGAACCUGACGAUCAGCUGCAUCACGAGGGGGCAGGCGUGGAGGAACGUCCCAUUCUUGCUUGGUGACGGAAACUGGAUGCAGCCGUUCAUUGCUGAGAAUGGUCCACAUCUGCGCUACUUGCACAUCCGCACGGACUACGACUACCACAGUUGCGACUUCACGUUCGACAUUCAGCCCAUCCUUGACGUCUGUCCGCUUCUCGAGCAUAUCGUUUUGCCACCGCAUGCUAAGGUCCCCCAAGGACAUCUCUCCUUGCGCUGGAUCGAUACUUGGGAGCCGUCAGAAUUCUGCCAGAUGUCCUCAAAAGUAAGGCGCGAGUCUAUUUGGGGACGCAGAUUCGAAUUUCUGCGCGAGGAAGGGGACGCCGACGAGGUCAACGAAGCCACCGCAGGCCUGCCCGCAUUCCGAGGUAUGCGUACCAUCGACUGUGCCCUAUGUUGCCUGCGCGACAUACAGAGCAUUCUGCAACCUUGCGCUCGGGACGCCGGUGUCUUUGAAUUCCCUGGAGUCAUGCUCUUGUCCUCUUGCAUACGCGUCUGGCGAGGCGAUCUGCACGCACGGUUCGUGGGUAAUGAUGAAGAUAGUAGGGAUGAAGUCUGGUCGAGAUUUGCAAGGGAAUCCCCACCACCUGUGCCUCUUCAACCUGUUUGGCACAGGGAUCGCAGCCCGGGGAUCUCGGAUACGCUGAAGUAUUCCAAGUUCGAUGACGAAGGCGACGUUCUUGGGAGAUACUAUCCAUCAGAGGAUGAGGACGAAGAGGAUCGUACAUCGGCUAUACACAGCUCGGACUCGGACGGCUCAUGGGUGGACUCGGACUCGGAGCCAAGCAUUGGAGAAGGUAGAGACGAUGGGCCGCAGCGGACGAGUGACGGUGAGCUCGUACAAUGGAUGCACGAGGAGAUAUUGGCGGCGUUUAGACAGAAUAUCUAGAUUGGCAUUUUCUGCUUGCUGAGAUAAUCCGAUUGACCCGGGGCUGCAAUGGGGGAUGUUC
This is a messenger RNA of Schizophyllum commune H4-8, 1899 nucleotides long. RefSeq lists its product as uncharacterized. The transcript has 2 exons. NCBI's taxonomy places the organism in Eukaryota, Fungi, Basidiomycota, Agaricomycetes, Agaricales, Schizophyllaceae. Bases 87 to 1838 code for a protein of 583 amino acids. The record is from RefSeq and is a predicted model, not a curated record.